CUGCGUUCCCUGCGCCUUGGCGGCAUGCAGUUCGCUGCAUGAUCCCAAGCGGGGCCAGGCGGGGCCCGCGGAAGAGGAGGUAACCCAGCAAGCUCUCCCUUUUGCGUGCGCAGGGAAUACGUGAAAGACAGUGACAGCCAUAGCCACGACUUGCUCCAACCGGUGUUUGCGGAUGGGAAUACACUCCUUGAAUUUGGAUUUAUUUAACUAAGUAAUCGGAUAGAUUGACAGGUAGAGAGAGAUAGAUAGAUAGAUAGAUAGAUAAAGAGAGAGAGAGAGAGAGAGAGAGAGAGAGAGAGAGAGAGAGAGAGAGAGAUCCAAGGAAGGCAGGAAGUGGCCCAUGCUGAGGAGGACAAGAAGGUGUAGAGUUAUAGGGACAUUUUAUGCACUGCACCGCCUUCUUUACUGAGCACAAGGUUGAGAAAUGGCGAGUGUCGCCGCCGCCAUCGAUAGGGCUGCGCAUGUGAACGUUGAUGCUUCUCUCUACUGGAACUCCCACUCUGAACUCUUCGAGUACAUUGAGAAAUAUGGACAAGAGCCGAGGGAAGACGCCGGCCAAGACUUGUCAGAAGAAGCAGAACAUCGGCAAGAAUCGCGAGCGAAGCAAUUUGCAAGCAAGCUGGAGGCUCAUCAUGAAUGGCUGCUCAACACCUUCACAAUGUUCAAGGGCCCAAGCGAAAGCUCGAAAUCAGCUUUGAAUGAUCGUGCUCUCAAGCUAGGGAGUCGCAUGGUCACAAUCAAAGAAGAAAUCAAGGCUGCCGCACUGCAAGUGAGCACCCACCUGGAUCUUGACCAGGUGCAGAGCUACAUCCUAGUGGCAAGAUUUGUCCGUGUGGAUAGAGGAGGUGUUGCUCUGCCACCAGUGGACAGAGCUUUUCUGGAGAAGGUGUCACUGUUUUACUACGUGGAGAGGCAGUGCUUGCUAAAAUGUUUGCGGAGUCUUUUGACCUUUCAAGAGGCGAGAGAUAGUGAUGUCUCGAGAUAUAUCAGCAUAAUGAGGCCAGAGGUCCAGAAGCUGGUGGCUGAGAAAGUUGAGGACAAGAUUGUUCAAAUCCUUAAGAAGCAUGUCACGUCAAGCCGGCCAAAACAUGUGACAGACUUUGAAGGAUUCGAUGUGCUGGUGGAGAUUUUAUGUGAUAUAUUUAGACGUGAGGAGGAACUCUGUUCAGCAUUCUGGGCGAGCGACAGUGAACUUGACGGACCUAUCAGAAGCUUCAUGUUUUCCAUUCACAAGCAAUUUCCUUGUGUCAUCGUGCCACUGCUAGAGCUGCUCAGAUCUCAGUGUGAAGGAGCGUGGGCUGCCGAAUGCGUGUAUGACUUCCUCCAUCGGCUUACACCUAUGGCUUCCAUGUACGAGCUUCCAAGUGGUGCAUUUGAUGAGCAGGAUGCAACGAGUGUUAGAACUCCGAAGGAUUUGACUGUUCCAGGUGCCCCAGGGCUCCUGAUUCCAGCAGGUACUUCCGGCCAGAUUCUGAGGUCAAUGGACAAUUUCGUCGUGCUUGUGCAAUGGCAGUGUGAACACAGCAGUAUACUGGUGCUUCUGCUGCGAAUGGCGGAAAUUGUGAAGCAAGGUCCUGGUCUGCAGAGUGAUGAUUCUGGUAUCCGAGAACUGCGAGCGUUUCUGUCAUUGUUGGACAAAAUGCUUGAGGCAAACCAUGUUCUUGCCCAGCUCCUCCUUGAUCUGGAUCAUUCUGCUGUGGUUGAGGUGACCCAAUCAUUGGGAAGGGUGCAGGAUCGUCUUUCUGGAAACAUCAGCGUGGUGAAGAUGAUAUGCCUGGUCGUCCAUGAGCUUGUUCUCCAUUUUCCUGAUGUGGAGAUGAUUGCGGCAUGUUUGCGGAUUCUCUCCAGCUUCGUCCCCUGCUAUCCAGAUAUGGUCCUUCAGGAAAUAAGCAAGACAAGCUUACUGCAACCAGCCAUGGAUGUUGAUGGGCUGCCCUCCAGUGGAGAAUGGGCUUUGGCAAACAGUCAGAUCCAUAACUUGUUGCUAUCGUCGGAGCAGACUCGUGGGUUGUAUCCUCUCACCCUUGCAGCCCUGCAGUUUAUGCAAGCUUUGGUAGACAGAGGUCUCUACUCGGGAGCAGCAGGAGGUCUUGUGCUGUAUAUGGAGACUGAGAUACUUGUUAAACAUGCAACAUGGCGUUAUCUUCGAAGAGUUGAGCGGUGGCAGAUCUCUGCUAAGGUGCUGCAAGUGUUGCAGAGUGUCAUUGGUGCAGAACUGACAUCUGAAGAAGGGACACAGUUGAAGAGGAUGGUUACAGAGUCGCUUCUUCACGACACACUAGUCUUGAAUGCCUUGUUCCAGGUUCUUGCUGUCGACACUCAUGGCCUCCAGGAACUCCAGUACAACCGCACAGUUGGAAGGGCAGAGAUUGAGGCUGUUGAAGAAGCCAUAUGCGCCUUGCUGAAUUUGCUCAGCCAAGUUGUGGAGAAUGUCAAUGCAAUUGCAAGUAUAAGCAAGAAGGACCUCCCUCCAAUGUCUCCUCUGGAGGUUGCUAUCUUCAACAGAUCACUGGGGUCGGAGCCUAUGGUCUCUGUAAUUGCGUCAUUUCUGCAGUACAGUCAUUGCAUGAGCUUGCCUGAAGCUGCUGCUAAACUUUUGUCAAAUUUAUGCCCUGCUGCAUGGCGAGCAAGGCCUCAUCCCGUCACUCUUGCAAGUUACCUCUCCAGCUCUGGGCAGGCUCUGCAAUUGCAGCGUGCAUUAGCCAGUUUACUCGAGGAAGAAACAGCUUUGACUCUCCCGACACUCUUUUCGGCAGUUAUACAUCUUCUGGUUUCUGCAACUGAAUGGCAGCCUACACUUGUGGAAUUGCUACUGUUCCCACCAGAGGUCCCAUCUUCCGCGAACGCAUCUGGCACUGGGAGGCCCACUUCAGAUUCAGAUAUGGCAGCUACCUCGGGAUCAACAUCUCCAUCUGCUUUUGAAAAUGGACUUGAUGCGCUGUGGGCCAUAGUACGCAGCUCUGACAGACUCUUGAAAAGCAAUCCGCGGGUGCUGUCUGAAGUACUCUUCUUGCUAGCGUCUAUGUGGCAAUCUGGAUCAGUUCUUUAUCGACUCAUUGAUGCUGUACGAGCGAAGACAACAUUUUGGCAGUCCAUUUCCUCAUGCCUGUUUUCUCAGUCAUCGGAAGAGGUCCUGCUGCGUGCAAUGUCAAAGGGCCCUGCACCAUUAUCAUCCAAUAUUAACAAGGAUUGGGCAGCAGUCAUUGGAUCAAGCACGAUGGAACUGGAUAGCCACCAUGUGAGCAAUGCCACUUUGAAAAAGCAGGAGCUGCUUUUCCUGGCGUAUCACCUUCAAUGUGAAGCAUCAGUGCUGCAACUUGUUUCUUUUGACAUCUUCCUUCAUCAGCACAUGGUGGAUGCUAAUGCCACGAGUAAAGAGAAGGAAACAGGCAAGUUGUUGCUGCUGGAGGAUGGACAGGGGGGAGGCUUAGCGUCCAGUAAGGAGGCAGGUAUGACGGCUGCACUCCAGGGUCUACAAGUGAUAUUGGAAUGGUCAAAGCACUCAUCUCUGAGUCCUGCUUCGGUGAUGCGGCGGUAUACUUUGAGUUUGUAUGAUAAGGAGACUCAGCGACGAGCUCAGGAAGAGGCAAGGGCACUAGUUGUCGGCAUUAUGGCACAGUGGAUGACGGGCUAUGAGAGGGGCCUCCACAUGGAGCUGAGUAGGCGCAUUGCGGACAUUUCCAGAAAGAUAUCCGAGUUGCCUCUCAUGAAGGAGCUUGUAGGGCAGUACUCAUCUCGAAUGUACAGUAAGAGAGGAAUGACUGCCGAAGCACUGGUGAUGAGCGACGUUUAUCAUCACCUGUGCGGAGAACUGGAGGGUGGCAGGGAGGUACCACCGGGUGCCUUCCGUGAGCUGUCGGAUCUGCUCAAAGAUUCCUACAGUCUGCUGAAGAAUGUGUCUUCAGCAAAAGGGCCAUCGUCACGCAGACAUCCCCUGUAUGGUGACCGAUUCUGCUAUGAUGUCGAAGUGAUCUCCAGCUGGCUUGGCUAUGAGUGGUGGAUUGAAGUGCCACAGCAGGUAGUUUCCGGGACAGUUGUGGAGGGUACACUAAGGUCUAUGCGAAGAGCAAAUGCAGUCUUGUCAGCAAGCAAUGCCCAGUUAUUGGCGCUAAAUGCCUGGGAGGCGGUGAUGGCUGUAGCCAUGUUUGAUUGUCGCGGCGAGAUACGGUGCAGUUCGGGACCAGAUGCAGACUCCUGGAAGUUGAAAGAUAUUGCAGACUCUAUUCAUGAGCUGUGCAAAGCAUUGGAGCAUUCCUCUCGAGCAAUAGGGUCUGCGGCAGUUUGUCAUGGGUACCUUCAUUCCAUCACUGCGGCACAAGCAAGAUUGCUGGUUGUGUUCCUCAGAUUGUGGUGCCCAAUGGCCAGACGGACGGAACAAGGACCCUCGGAAUCUCUUGCAUUGGCAAUUGUGCAGCCAAACGACAGCAGAGUUAAGUCUUACAGGGGGAAGGGGCCCAUGCCUACUGAGGAAAGGGGAAGCAUUGAUGCUGCUGGAGUCGCCUUGUGCGCUCAGGUUGUGAAGACAGCUGUACUUGGGUUGAAGGUGCAUGCGGCCAGCCAAGGCAGCUUCAGGAGGGAGGAGAAGGAGUCAGUGAUCCCGUUGCUUUCAGCCUUCCUGCUAGUGCUCGAGCAUUUGCGCUCGUCAAUGGGGGAAUCGGGAAACGGAGAGAACAAGGGAUUGCACGAGAAUGCUAUGGACUGUGGAAUGGAUGCAACUGACGCAUAUGCCGAGGUCAUUCUUAAUGGGUUGAGUGCGCUUCCACUCCUUUGUCUCUCGGCGUUUAAUAAGGACUACUCAAGCUUGUCGAUUGCGAUCAUCAAUUUACUUUGCCGGAACUAUUUGGCACCGCCAACGUGGCUUCCGAUUGUCAGCCGCCACUUUUCGUUCCCGGACAUCAUCGGUAGGCUCCUAAUAGGAUCACCGCGGCAGUUUGACGACUCGGUCCUGGGGUUCUUCUUGUCCAUGACGCAGAUGGAGGAAGGUGCUCGUCUUCUCCAGGAUGUGCAAAUCAUAAAGAAGCUGAGCAAGUUUGUCCAAGCAAUGGAGAGGAAGCAGUGGCUUACACCGGAGUCAAUAGAAGGUCCAUUCUCUGGCAUCAGGCCGGAGGCAGAGCGGGAGGGAGAAUGGCAACUGACCAUCUCGAUUGUUGCAUCUGUGCUGGACACGCUAGAGGGCAAAGAGGAGUCUGUCGGCGUUGUCGAGCAUGCUCUCGACUUUGUUGGUACCCAUUCUGAUCUCCUCCUUUCAGCCUUCCAUGUUGUGCCUGCAGCGACUAUCAGCAAGGGUAGAGAAGCUCUAGGAAGCGCAAGCUCCAGAGGAGGGCAUGGUGCGUCAGCAGGGUUCGAACCAUGGGUUUGCACGUCCAUGGCUUCCUUGGGAAGGACAGAGCGGGUUGUCUUGCUGCUUUGUGGGAUGGCACGUCACACCGCGCGAUGGACUCAUCUGUUACCUGGGUCACAGGAUGCCUUCAAGCAAGGGUGUAUGAGGGUUCUUGCGUACAUCGCUCGUGAGGGUGCUGGACGGUUGGGCAAGGGUGCAGGUGCCGGGGCUCCAGGUCUCAGCUGCACCCCAAAUUCCAGGGAAGAGCGUAUGGCGACCAAGCGCGAUGGACUAGUUGGCAGCAAGAAGGGAUGGUUCUUUAUCUGUGAAGUGGGUGCCACACGAGUCUCAGCCAGUUCUGCUUCCAGGGCAAGAGCACUGAAGGCACCUGUCCCAACACCAAUCCCAAGUGUGAAGAGAGGGGAAACACUCAGCAUGAGUCGAACCCAUUCAUUCAACGGACCAUCUUCCACAGCAAUUGUCAUUCGCAAUAGCACAACUGGGGAAAUGGGCACCGAUAAGGUUGGAAACAGGAAGGAGGACUCCGCUAGACCAAGCCAGUACUCGGAUGAUUUGGCAAUCCAUGUUUAUCGCCUGGCGCUGCUCAUCCUAAAAUUUCUGUGCAUGCUUGCACAGGAGCCGCUGUCCACAAUGGAAGAGAGAGGUCACUAUGACUAUUCACAGUUUCCAGAGCUCCCCUCACCUGAAGUUCUUCACGCAUUGCAGGACCAAUGCAUGGCAAUUUUACUGGAGAUUGGAGAAAGAGAGAGUGGGGAUAUUGGUAACCCCUGCUUGCAACGGGUGUGCUUGAUGCUUGCCGCCAUCAUCGAAAGGACGCUGUACCUGGAAGCGUGUGCGGUAAAAGCUUAUGGAAUUGUGCCAUCACCGAUGAGGACUCACAGCUUUGAGAAGUAUUACUCGCAAUUGCGGCCGCUUCUUCAAGCCAAUCGCUUCUUGGACGCAACGCUGACAUCACUACGAUCAGUUGUACCGAUAGUGCACACAGGAGUAAUGUGAAGGUGGGUGGCGUGUUCCCAGUUCUUCUAGCCGGUCGCUUCUUGGAGGCAACGCUGACAUCACUACGAUCUGGUGUAUGGAAAGUGCACACAGGAGUAAUGUGAUGCAGUUAUAUUUUCUCUGUAAUGAAAUGAAUGCUUGCAUUCUUUGUCUAGUUUUAAAUCAGGAGUCAAACUGGCAGCGAGCCGGAUGCUCCCGAUUAGGAAGCUACUCGGGAGAUCCAAAUGAAGGAUCACAAAGAGUAAAGUAAAAAGGUCAGGCGAGGGAACGGGGAGUCGACCGAGAGGGAGAAAGGAUUGGGGUAAGAAGGUAGGAAUAGGAAGGAGGAGCUAAGUUAGAAAUGCGGCGGAAAUGCGGCGGAAAUGCUGCGGAAAUGGUGAAUGGAAACCAGGCGAGAGUUGUCAUCAAACAGGGUAUUAUACCUUUUUUCAAGUUUUUUGUUCAUUUUCAGAAUAUUGUUGCAUGCCCGUCAGGUUCCAUGUGUGUGCCAUUCUACAAGUGGGCAGUGAGGUGUGUAUAUGGAAGCGAUGUGUUCUGUGGUGGCUUUAGGUAGGACUUUUGAGCCGUCUUCGCUGGUGAUAUGAACUUCCGUGUCUUUGACGGCCAUUCGUAUUUUGUUGUAGAUCCUCGUGAGGGCCCGUUUGGGGCAUCCGCCAUGCAUAACGAAAAGGCCAUUUUAUCCCAACGCCCCCGACUUACCUUGAAAUCCUCGCUAAAGCGGCUAAACCCUUUUCUUGCGGACCGUGCACGUGAUUUCAAUCCGAUGGCAUCAAUCCCGGAUUGAAAUCCGAUGGGUGGACAAUGUUUUGUGCCGGAGUAAAUAGCCAACCCUUUUCUUGCGGACCGUGCACGUGAAUUUCAAGCCGAUGGCCCAGGUGGACAAUGUUGAGUGCCGGAGGGAAAAGAUGUGAUGAGUAGUAUGUACAGAAAGUCCACAUGCAGCUCAGGACAUUGCAGCAUAUGCGUAGUAUGGCAGGCAGCUGGAACAGCCUCAGUUUUCAUUUGUACGUAAGCGUCAAGAGAGUUGUGCUGCAACUGUGAGUGAGGGGAAGAGCAGACUGGGCGGAGCGGGGGAUAGUCGUCACUGUGAGUGAUUCAAUGUUUUGAAACAAAAUCUAAAGGGGGGGGGGGGGGGGGAGGGGAGGGGGGAAGAAGAGGGGGAGAGAAGGCUCCACAGCAAGGGGGUAUGAGAACACGGACAGAAGGGGAGGUAUUCCCAAAACAGAGGUUGACAGAGGGCAUGGAAGGUAAGAGGUGGGGAGUAUGGAGGGAGAGGUGGUGGGAAAGAAUCAUUGCAUGGCAGGUAAGAGGAGAGGUGGGGAGUAUAGAGGGAGAGGUGGUGGGAAAGAGAGAGAAAUUCAGAAAGAGUGGUAGCAAGGGAAGUGGUCCUUGCACUCAGCCAGCUGUUCCUAACAGUUGCAUACAGCUGGCGUCUUCUUCUUUUGAUGAUUGGCGUUGAUCGAUGAUAGCGCAGCCAGUGGUGUCGUAGUGAGCUCAACCUUUCUCCUCAGCACUCUCUACCCUCUCCCCAUGCUUGCUCAUGGGUUUUCAGUCCAACCUUUCCCUUAGCAGUUGCUACCGCAGUCGCUACCUUCUCCCAAUGCUUGCUCAUGGGGUUUCACUUCAACCUUUCUGCUCAGCAGUCUCUACCUUCUCCGGGUUCUCCCCAUGCUUGCUCAUUGAUUUUCAGUUGGACUUCAGUUUUCCAGUGCCACUGUCUUCCCUCGAACAUAACACGUCCUCAUAAUGAAUGUAUGCAAGCUAU
Messenger RNA from Chara braunii, 8102 nucleotides. Lineage: Eukaryota; Viridiplantae; Streptophyta; Charophyceae; Charales; Characeae. The record is from the annotation of a GenBank genome assembly.